UUGUGCCGUUUGUGGAUAAGGUGCACGUGUUAGUUUUUCUCCAAAUCAAUUUUAUGUUUUAAACUCAUGAAAGAAAAAAAGUAAUUAAGAGGACACGUUUGGAAGCUUUGGGAGUGUUAAAGUGCAUGUUAAUUUUUCUUUAAAGUGAAAUGGGUCGAAAAGCAAAAUUCGAUGGAAAGGCGAGUCCAAGUGGUCCUGGAAGGAAAGCUAAGAAACAGGGCGAACCAACGUUUCCUGCAGGAUUGUUAAAUAAAAGUAAUGACUCUCUCAGCCAUCGACAGAAACAAAGAGCAAAGAAACGCCAAUUAAAAGAAUUGCAGAAAAAGGAAAAGUUGCUUUUGAAAGGAAAGAAAGGUAAAAAGUCUGUCGAGGCGGCAGAAAAUUUAAACGAAAAUGGUGCCACGGAUAGCGAGAUUGACACAAGCUUCGCUAAACCGAGUAGAAGUUCGAUUAUACAGAAGAAAAAACCAAAAGCCUUUUCGAUGAGAUUAAAACCUGAUAGUGACAAUUCAGAGGGUGAAGUUGAACAAGAAGAUGAAAAUUCGGAAGAUGAAUGGGAUGGAGGGAACGUAUCAGAUGAGGGGCUUUUGAAACCUCUUAGUCAAAAGCACAUGAAAAAAAGGAAACUGAAGGCAAAUCAGGCUGAGAAACGAAAGGCGAAGAGAUCGAGAUUUGUAGCGCCAGCAGAAGAAGAAGAAGAAAAAGAUGAAAAUGAGGAUAAAGAAGAGGAUGUGGAAGAUGAGAAAGAAAGCGAAGAAGAAGAGGAGGAGGAGGAGGAGGAGGAAGAAGAGACCAAUAAUUAUAUACAAAAUCCAAAAGCCGAUAGUGAUGAAGACUCUGAUGAUGAUUCAGAAGAAGAAAACGGCGAUAAAGAAAAUGAUGAUGAUUUGCUACCUAUAGAAAAGGCAAACAAGAAGUUGCAAAAGAUGGUGAAAGAGAAUCGAAAAAUGGCGGAUGCAGAAAUGGAGGACAUGAGUUCUCGGCAACAAGUCUUUCAAUUCCCAACGGAAGAAGAACUUGCGAAUCCUGGAGACUUGACCGAUGUUCAAAAUAGAAUACGAGACGUCAUAAUGGUUUUGUCGGACUUUAAAAACCUUAGAGAGGAAGGGAGAUCGCGUUCCGAGUACCUGGACCUCCUCUGUAAAGAUCUCUGCAUCAACUUUAGUUACAAUACAUUCCUGAUGAAGAAGCUGAUGCAGAUUUUCCCCCUCAACGAACUUAUGGAGUAUUUGGAAGCGAGUGAUGUUCCGAGGCCAGUCACAAUUAGGACGAAUACUUUGAAGACUCGUCGUAGGGACUUAGCACAGGCUUUGAUCAACCGAGGAAUGAACCUGGACCCAAUUGGAAAUUGGACGAAGAUCGGAUUGGUCGUUUAUUCGUCUCAAGUUCCGUUGGGCGCGACUCCAGAGUACCUGGCUGGUCAUUAUAUGAUCCAGGGCGCCUCGAGUUUUUUGCCAGUGAUGGCGCUAGAUCCAAAGGCGAACGAGAGGAUCCUCGACAUGAGUGCUGCCCCUGGCGGAAAGUCUUCGCACAUUGCAGCCCUCAUGAAAAAUACGGGCGUGCUUUUCGCGAACGAUCCCAGCGACGACAGACUGAAAGCUGUUAUCGGCAACUUUCAUCGGCUCGGGAUCACAAACUCCGUAAUCUGCAAAUUUGAUGGUCGAAAAAUUCCCGGGGUGUUAAAGGGUUUCGACCGAGUUUUACUCGACGCUCCCUGCACCGGAACUGGAGUCGUCGCCAAAGAUCAGAGCGUGAAGAUAAACAAGGACGAAGUGGAUGUCCAGCGCUGUUGCACUUUACAGCGAGAACUCCUCCUGGCGGCAAUUGACGCUGUCAAUGCAAAAUCCGGAACCGGAGGUAUCAUAGUCUACUCGACGUGCUCCAUUCUUCCGGAUGAAAACGAGAGGAUAAUUGACUACGCGCUGCAGAGAAGAGAUGUCAAAUUGGUGCCAGCUGGUUUGGAAUUUGGCGCUGAAGGAUUCACGAGCUACCGGCAGUACAGAUUUCAUCCGUCUAUGAAACUGACGAGGCGAUUUUAUCCUCAUACACAUAAUAUGGAUGGAUUCUUUGUUGCAAAACUGAAGAAGUUUUCGAAUAUCACGAAUAAAAUUAUCAAGCCGGAUCAGAAUCCGGAUGAGGACCUGGAUUCGGAUUAAGGUACGGCGUAGAAUUAAUUUUAUUCCAUUUUCUCACGACAAAAUAAAUCGUGUUUAUAGUAA
Molecule: messenger RNA, 2219 nt
Organism: Belonocnema kinseyi
Lineage: Eukaryota; Metazoa; Arthropoda; Insecta; Hymenoptera; Cynipidae
Product: 25S rRNA (cytosine-C(5))-methyltransferase nop2
Exons: 10
Coding region: 150-2156 (668 amino acids)
Biological process (GO): rRNA base methylation; maturation of LSU-rRNA
Cellular component (GO): nucleolus
Molecular function (GO): rRNA (cytosine-C5-)-methyltransferase activity; RNA binding
Source: RefSeq, a predicted model, not a curated record